Messenger RNA from Onychomys torridus (southern grasshopper mouse), 615 nucleotides. It is a transcript of the gene Cib4, whose product is annotated as calcium and integrin binding family member 4. Lineage: Eukaryota; Metazoa; Chordata; Mammalia; Rodentia; Cricetidae. The record is from RefSeq and is a predicted model, not a curated record. Bases 58 to 615 code for a protein of 185 amino acids. Gene Ontology annotation, molecular function: calcium ion binding. The transcript is spliced from 7 exons.
AGCUGCUGAUCCCUUGGGGCAGAAGUUUUGCUGCUGGCAGGAGGAGGCUGGGUUGGCAUGGGGCAGUGUCUGAGGCACCAGAUGCAGUGGGAGGAUCUGGAAGAGUACCAGGCUCUGACCUUCCUGACAAGAAAUGAGAUUCUGUGUAUCCACGACACCUUCCUGAAGCUCUGCCCCUCAGGCAAGCACUAUAAGGAGGCCACACUGACCAUGGAGCAGGUCAGCUCCCUUCCUGCUCUGAGGGUCAACCCUUUCCGAGACCGCAUCUGCAAGGUGUUCUCACACAACAACGUGUUCUCCUUUGAAGAUGUCCUGGGCAUGGCGUCGGUGUUCAGUGAGCAGGCUUGCCCCAGCCUGAAGAUAGAAUAUGCCUUUCGCAUCUAUGAUUUUAACGAGAAUGGCUUCAUUGACGAGGAAGACCUUCAGAAAAUCGUGCUUAGACUGCUGAACAGUGAUGAUGUGUCUGAGGACCUGCUGAUGGACGUCACGCACCACGUCCUGAGCGAGUCAGAUCUGGACAAUGACAACAUGCUGUCCUUCUCCGAGUUCGAACACGCAAUGGCCAAAUCUCCAGACUUCAUGAAUUCCUUCCGGAUCCAUUUCUGGGGAUGUUGA